Pangasianodon hypophthalmus (striped catfish) is the source of this 4447-nucleotide messenger RNA. Its product is annotated as insulinoma-associated protein 2. The transcript has a single exon. Gene Ontology annotation, biological process: regulation of cell cycle process; neuron differentiation; negative regulation of transcription by RNA polymerase II. The record is from RefSeq and is a predicted model, not a curated record. The coding region runs from base 358 to 1839 and encodes 493 amino acids. Gene Ontology annotation, cellular component: nucleus; transcription repressor complex. NCBI's taxonomy places the organism in Eukaryota, Metazoa, Chordata, Actinopteri, Siluriformes, Pangasiidae. Gene Ontology annotation, molecular function: RNA polymerase II cis-regulatory region sequence-specific DNA binding; DNA-binding transcription repressor activity, RNA polymerase II-specific.
GAUGUUGGACAGAUGUUGGACAGAUGCUGGACAGAUGCUGGACAGAUGUGUGAUGCUGCAGCAGGUUAGCAGGAUGAUCACCUCGAGCAGCCAAUCAGUGAACUGAUAUGCUAAUUAACACUGGCCACGCCUCCACUUUGCGGUCAGCGCUGUGAUUGGUCAGCGAUUUGGCACUGACGGUGACUUCAUAAAAAAAAAAAAUCCAAAGAAUAAAAACAACAAACCGGCGCGUGAACGCGGCAGAUCCGUUUUUAGACCGAGAGCGCGCGAGCACAGGUCAGAUUUGGGCUACACACCGAGCACUUUGUAACGGAGAAAAGAAGAUUGUAGUAUUUAAUUUAAGGUAAAUAAAGCGAGAUGCCUCGCGGGUUUUUGGUGAAACGGAGUAAACGCGCCUCGGGGGGCUCGUACCGGAUCCGACAUGAGUGCGCGGAGGUGCAGAAAUCAGACCCGCACGCGCUGAAGAGCGAGACGCCGCGCGACCUGGUCAGAGCUCCGAGCACAGACGCCACAGCAGCACGCACUCUGCACGCGCAGCCGCCGGAACACGCAGCUCUCGCGCCCGGGCGGAGCGGCUUCCACAGCAGUAUCAGUAAUGAUUAUAACGAUGAUGAUGAUGAUGAUGAUGAAGAUGAUGAUAACGGCGCUGAGGAGGACUGUCACAGACCCGCGGUGCCCCUGAGCGCGGGAUUAAAGCGCUCCCCGUUCCCCCGGUGUCUCAGCUCACCGGCCGCAGCUGAAUCGUUCCCGGUGUCGUCCAUCGAGCGCCUUCUCCUCUCCAGCCGCGCGGACAUGAAGUUCGCUCCGUUCCCUUCAUCAGCAUUUCAGCAGAACCUGAAGCCCGAGACCAAGAGCAAGCCGCCGGGGAGGAAACCCAAAGUCGCCCGGAAGCUCACCUUUGAAGACGAGGUCACGACCUCUCCGGUGCUCGGACUGCGGAUCAAGAAGGAGAGCCCCGAGAGCGCGCCGUUACCGAGGAGCAAGAAGCCGCUGGGUGAGUUCAUCUGUCAGCUCUGCAAGGAGGAGUACCCCGACCCGUUCUCCCUCGCGCAGCACCGCUGCUCGCGCAUCGUCCGGGUGGAGUACCGGUGCCCCGAGUGCGACAAGGUGUUCAGCUGCCCCGCUAACCUGGCCUCACACCGCCGCUGGCACAAACCGCGCGACUCUCAGGACGGGAAAAAGUCUCAGGCGCACGAGAAAGCGUCGGUGGAAGGAAAGGAGAACGCGACCGACAUGAGAGUGAAGCAGCAGCAUCAUCCUCCUCAUCAUCCUCCUCAUCCUCAUCCUCAUCAUCCUCAGCAUCAGCUCCUGUUUUUCUCCGCCGAGAGCGCGCAGAGCGGCAUGCCUCCCGCGGACACGCGCCGCGGCGCGGCGGAGAAGUGCUUUGAUCUGCGCGCGGGCGCCAGUGACGACGGCUCGAGGCUGUUUGAGCGCCGCCGCGACGACACGGACUCCCUCGCGCCUGGGUAUCUGUGCGCGCGAGCAGCAGCAGCAGCAGCAGGAGGAGGAGGAGGAGGAACAGGAGAGGAGGAAGAGGAAGAGGAAGAGUACGCGUGCCACUACUGCACCAAGAAGUUCCGGAGGCACGCGUACCUGAGGAAGCACCUCGCCGCCCACCAGAGCGUCCACGCGGCGUCGUACAAGCACGCGGAGAGCGCGCCGAUCCCGUUCACGUGCCACCUGUGCGGCGCGCGCUUCCCCUCGGCGGAGGUGCGCGAGAAGCACCGGCUCUGGCACGCGCUCGCGGGACCGGCACCGGGCAAGACGGCGGGCGCGCUGAUGCGAGCGGAUCUCAUGCUGCCUCCAAAACCGAGCCGGAUGUGGGAGGUUCCGACUUGAAGUGUUCAUCCUGAGGACAGUUUUUACGACAUUUUUACGACAAGUGCUCGGGAGUCGCGAAUAAACAUGGACGCGUGAAACACAAACAAACAAACAAACAAACAAACAGUGUAUUUUCAUGGCUCGUGUGUAAACCAGGACAAAAGCAAACAGGAAAUAACAUCACAUUACACUGAUAAUAAUAAUAAUGAAUAAUAAUCAAUAAUGUUAUGAUAUUAAUGACGUGAUUCAGUGUAGUAGCUUAAAUGCUGAUUAGAGUCGUAUAACUGUGACGUCACUGACCUAAAGCAGAUGAAAAGGAGAAUUUCACAAACUCAGGUUUUGCAGGAAAGAAUAAGUGCUGUUUUUCUUUUCAUCAGUUCUGUCAGUGUGGCAGAGAAAAGGGAACUAAGCGGAACUUUCCGGAGGCUGUGGUGGAACCGUCAGGCGUCCAGAACCUUUAGCGGAUCUUUCACCCAGAAACGUGUGUGUAGUGAACCUUUAGAACUUUCUGCUGUAAGUAAAUCUCAGUGCAGUCCGUUUCUGUCGCUCCGUCCGCUUUCAGGUGAACGAUAGUAAACGUGCUAAAGGUAGAGAAGACGUGAGUUUCACCUCACUGGCACUGUAGUGUACAGUUAUUCUCAUGCUUAGUGCUGGAGGUGAAAUCCGUCCUCUCACGCUGGUACGCUUCCUCUAACACGUCCUCAACGUAAACUCCCAAAUCAUCUUCUUCAUCAUCUUCAUCAUCUUCAUCAUCAGAGUUCACAGUAAAACACACUUCAGUGGAAUAAUUCUGCACUAGGAAUGAGUCAGAAAUGAGUUUGAAAAUGUUGACAGUAAUGUUGAUGUUGUGUGAGAAACGUAGCCUCGUCUGCUUCUGAUAAAAAGGUUGUUGCUAUGGUAACUAAGGGUAUCACAAUAUAUCACAUCACAUGAUGACUUGAUGCGCAUCACGAUAUUUAGGUUUGCUAAGUAACUUCAGCAAUACAGUAAUGCUGCUGUUUAAAACGAGUAAUAAAUGUAUUCGUUAUUAAUAAACAAAUGUACAAUAUUUUUCUUUUUUUAGUACAAAGUACAAAAUUUGAAUGUAAUUAAAGAAGAGAAUGAAAACACGUCAUUAAAGCGUAUUGUGGCGUGAUGUGUGAUGAUGGCGUAUCGUCACAUGACCAGCCCUGACGUUAACACGGAUCAUCACACCGCGCACGUUUACGCUCACAGCGAUGGUUUAUUCCUCACAGGAGGUUUUCUGGAGUUCAGACGUCAGCAGCUACGAUCGUGUAAAAGCGCAACAACGACAAAUUUUAUUCGUGUUGUCGCGUCACUCAUCAUCGCACGUGCGUCACCCGCUGCUGUAAUCAUAUCCGUUAUAAUCAUACGCAAUCAUAUACACUGCUCCGAUGGAGGACUUGUGUAAGUUACGUAGCGCACAACGAUGUGUUUUUACGUCUUUUCAAUCAAAUAAACUCCGCCCAAAUUCAUGGUGAUGUCACAACACAUGCCUCAAAUCGCAACAAGUUACUGUUUUUAAGAUUAAAAUAAAUAUAAAUAAAGACUUUUACCUGAAGUCAGUCACGAUUAAAACAUUAAAACGGAUUUAGAUCUUAUUACUGUUCUGUUUAUUACGUAUUCCAGACGCCAUCUUUCAUCGUAACUGUCGCUAACGGCGUGUAGCUUCAUCCCAAAUAUCAAAUGUGAAAGAUAUUCCCGGAUACGGUCUUUAUAAAUUUCACACUUUCUUUUUAAAAAAGAAAAGACAACUGGCUACGUCCCGAAUCACACGCCGUCCUGAACAGCAUGCAUCACAGGUUUCCAUGGUUACCGCAGGUAGUACGUUGUGUGGUUUAUGACGUCAUCAUGCUAGCUAAGACUGGUGUGUGUGUGUGUGUGUGUGUGUGUGUGUGUGUGCAUGACUCCAGCUUCAGCAUGUGAGUAUUUUAUUAUUUUUUUCUGAUGUUCUUGCUGAGAUUUUGAUCCGAAUCCGACUCGAGGUGAAAGUGAUGAUCUUGUAAAAGCUGCUUUAAUAACGUUAAUGACACGACAUUAUUUUCUAUUAAUAGCGAGUAAGAUUCAGUAAAACACAUCGAGCAUGUAAAUGAAUUCAGUUCCCAUGGAAAGUUCACGUUGAUGUGCUUUCGUAAGUCGUUUCUCUGGCUCGUGUUUAAAUGUUCGUUUGUGAUUUGAUUAUUUUUGUGUCACGUCUGAAGAGAGGAUGUAUACAAUACGACAGUGAGAAAAGAAACUAAUUCCUAAUAAAGAAUAAGAUUAUAUGAAAUAAAUCAGUGUGUAGCAUUUCUUUUAUCCUGUGUGUCUGUAGAAUUAAAGUGAAAGGUUUCCACAGAGGCUGAAGAAUCUGCAGAUUAAUACAAACGACAGAAAUAAAUACAAUAAAUACAAUAAACACUCUCUGAAGUUAUCAAAUCUGUAGGAAGGAAAUAUUCAGGUCUCUGCUCUGUUUUAAUAAACGGCUAGUUUUUCAAAAAUCCGCUUUUCUUUUUAAACAUGUGGGAUAUUUAUAUAAAUUCAGGAUUUCAGCAGAUAAACUCGACGCGAGGGUUAAACAUUUAUAGCUAAAGUAGUUUUAAAGAACUUUUGUGAUGAUGUAAAUUUUUCCUUUCGACUGUUUCUAAGC